This is a messenger RNA of Bombina bombina (fire-bellied toad), 1908 nucleotides long. RefSeq names its product coiled-coil domain containing 9B (gene CCDC9B). NCBI's taxonomy places the organism in Eukaryota, Metazoa, Chordata, Amphibia, Anura, Bombinatoridae. The coding region runs from base 16 to 1482 and encodes 488 amino acids. The transcript is spliced from 12 exons. The record is from RefSeq and is a predicted model, not a curated record.
GCCAAUUCGUUUUUCAUGAUUUUUUUUUUUUUAAACCAGGUCACCUUAUCGGAUGGAGAAAUACGACAAAAAGAACAAAAAGAUGCUGAACUUGACAAAAAGAUUCAGGCUCUCAGGAAAAAGAAUGAAGCACUUAUCCGAAGAUACCAAGAAAUAGAAGAGGAUAAAAAGAAUGCAGAGAGAGAAGCAAAGGCUGGGACAUCUCAAAGGCCUAAAAUGGACAGCCUGACUAUUACAAUAACAAAAACACCCAAUGAGAAAAGAGUUGUAAAUGAGAGCUGGAGAGAGUCUAACAUCAUUGAUGAUGAAGAUGAUGAGCACAGGUUCACACUUCAUAUGGGAAACCAAAUGCAACUGGCUGUGACAAUGGACAGUAAUGUCAAGGGUAGACGGACAGUAACUAAAAAGACAGACCAAGAUUCCCUGGAGGUCACAAAAGCUUUGUCUGAUGUAACUCUAGAGGAUACAGAUCAUCUAUUCACUUACGGCAGAGGGCGCCGUAUGCAUAUUGCAAUUACUAUGGAAAAAGAAAAAGAAAAGAGAAAGAAGGAGAACAGCAGAAUGGAGCCCAAGAAAAUCUCUGAAAAAGAACAAAUUGUCAAGGUGGUUGAGAAGAUUUCAAAUUCAGACUUGACCUUAACAAUGACUGGAAGAGAGCGUAUAGAAUACCUGCGCUGGAAGAAAGAAAGAGAGCAAAUUGAUCUUGAACGGGUAGCACGGCAUAAGAAUUCAAAAGGGGAAUGGAGACGUGCCUGGGAUAUGGACAAGAAAGAAAAUAUGUUUGAGGAUGAUCUUCCUGUUGAAACAUUCCCAAGUGGAUACUGUGGCAGGAGAGGAGACAGUGGAGGAAAAGAAAUUCAAAUUAGACAGCUUGUGGCACAAAAGAAGGGUGUUUCUGGCAAGCAAGCUGAGACUGUUCCCAAAACAAUACUGGCUAUGGGCAGUAAAGCACAGGGAAAGGACAGACUGACAGGCAGAGCCAGAAGGUGUGAUAGCAUGGAGAGGAGCUUUGCUUCUUGCGUGAUGGAUGAAUUGAAUAUGGAGGAGCACACAGAUUUUGAGGAUAAAGUCCCAGAUCCCCUCACAGACAGGGAUAUGCUUAUAUUGACCAAGGAGAAAUUUAAGGAAGGUAAAACCUUUACGGCAAAUAAAAAUCCAAAAGGCAAAUUGUCAGCAGAAGAUGUUGAUACAGCAAGUAACUGUUCCAGGCAUUGCAACACUGGAAUCUCAAAUUCUUGCCUUAAUGUUAAAACUUAUUCUGAAUUACAGUCAGAAAAUAAAAUGUCUUAUGCUUCAGAAGAGAAAAUUGUACCUGAAAGCAAUCUGCACAUUCUGCUUCCAGAGAAGGAAGUGAAAAAGGAAAUGCCCUCAGAUUUACCCACAGAUGGUAUAACAGUCCUUGAAUAUUUGUCAGUGGCGAACAAUGACAGAGAAGUUACUCGUUUUGAAAAUCGUAAAGGAAAGCAGGAGCUGGAAGCUUGAUAUGAGUUGAUCAAAACAAAGAAUUGUUGUAAUGAAACUAGAUGGAUUGUUCUCAAAUUAAAACAAGGACUCCUUUUAAUUACAUGAACUGCUUCACUACUUUAUUUAUUUUUUUGGAAGCUUGAAAACAUCAGUACAGAAGAUUGCACACAACUGUUUGGACAUUUAAUUUUCUCUCAUUUUCCGCAGUUUUCUUUUAUUUAGCCCCUGGCUGCCAUAGAGGGUCGCAAAAUGUUUCACCAGUUUAGAUUUAACUUGCGCUCCCAGUGAGAGAUUUAGUAAACUAGCUUAGUCAUAUAGAAAUCAUAGAGUUGCUAGAUUAAAUACAUAAGCACAGCAUGUUUUUUGCCAAGGUAUACAUGUGUGUAUGUGUAUAUACAAGGCCAAUUGUGAAAAAGUUUGGACAGUAAGAAAAAUGCAAAAAAA